UGGAGGCUGGAGCGCAGUGGGCCAUGUUAAAUUUGCAUCAUGUAGCCUACCGCGCGGACUGCCGCAUGAACAGCACGCUGUGACGAGAAGCAGCUAUCAUACAUAAUAACUGGAUACCGUUAGCUCGCGAGCAGGAGGAACCUGUUUUGGAGAAACUGGAGAUAUUGUGUUGGAAUGUAACCCACAAACACCACGUGUCCUCAUAUUGGUUUAAAACUAGGCCUAUAGUUUUACAGGAUUAGGAUUUUUGAUUGUCGAAGGAUUAUAUCAUAGCUCCCCCCUCACCUCCCCCCUCCCUGUUUUUUUUUACCCCAGGCUGUCUCUCUCCCUCCAACAACAUUCUCAACCUCCCGUCUCUCUUUCCAAUUCAACUCAACCCUCUCUAUCCCUUUCUCUCUAUCCCUUUCUCUCUGUAAUUCAACCAAUCAAUCCCUGUCUGUCACCCCGCCCUCCCGUGCCCCCACCACCUUUCUGAAACAUGUGUGGCUGACAUGGUUUACACUCGGACUUGGCUGACUUGACCAGAUUCAAAAAUCAAUACUGAUGCGCACCUAUGAGGAAACGAGUGGUUGACUAUACCAGCGUUGUCCGUCUCCCCCCGUUUCCCAGUACGACACACAGCAUCGGCUGUAUCAAACCUUCCGAAAACGCUCUGUCCGCCUGUUGGAUUGUGUGUGUGUCUGUCAGAUUGUCUGUGUGUGAGAGUGAUAGACACACAGAGAGACAGCAGGGCACAGAGAGACUCACAGUAACCUUCAAGGCACCCCCGGCGAAGAGAUGAAGGGAUAUUAAAGUGUUGGAUGGGGGAGGUUGCGCGUGCCACACUGAUUUGUAUACCGUGCUCGCGCUUCGACGCGAUGCUGACGGUAGUUUUCCCAAGACUGCGCAUGUAAAAGAGCAGGUGCACACGCGCGCGCGCGAAAACAUGCACACAUUCUCCCUCUCGCUCUGCUCUCUCUUGCUCAUAUUAUUCCCCCUCCUCUCCGCGCACGCAUGCGGGCGGGCGCUGAGGAGAACUUCAGGACAGGACACGCGAGGAGACUGGCGUAAGGGGAGCGUGACAGUGCUGUAAUGUGUAUUUACCGGAUCUUCUGAAAUAUUUCAUCCCGCGCAGGAGGGAAGAGAGCAUGGCUCAGACGGGAUGGCGGCUCCUGCUGCUGCUGCUGCUCUGGUUUGAUUUGACAGGAGCCAAGGGGGUCAAGGGCAAGAAAGGCCAGAAAGUCAUCUGUCCAUCGCAAUUGUCAGCAGAGGAACUGGCCCAGGUUCCCGCAAACUCCACCAGCAACAUCCUGAACCGUCUGAUGGUCAGCUAUGACCCCCGCAUCCGACCCAACUUCAAAGGCAUACCAGUUGAAGACAAGGUGAACAUUUUCAUCAACAGUUUUGGUUCUAUCCAGGAGACCACCAUGGACUACCGGGUGAAUAUUUUCCUCCGCCAGCGCUGGAAUGACCCUCGCCUCCGCCUCCCGACCGACUUCAAGAGUGAUGCGUUGACGGUGGACCCCAAAAUGUUCCAGUGUCUUUGGAAGCCCGAUCUGUUCUUCGCCAACGAGAAAAAUGCCAACUUCCACGACGUCACGCAAGACAACAUACUGCUAUUCAUCUUCCGCAACGGAGACGUGCUGAUCAGCAUGAGGCUGUCAGUCACGCUGUCCUGCCCCCUGGACCUCACCUUGUUCCCCAUGGACACCCAGUUCUGCAAAAUGCAGCUAGAGAGCUUUGGUUACACCACCAGCGACCUGGUGUUCAUGUGGCAGUCAGACCCAGUUCAGAUGGAUGAGAUUGCUCUGCCGCAAUUCGACAUCAAACAGGAAGACAUCGAAUACGGCAACUGCACCAAAUUCUACCCCGGCACAGGCUACUACACAUGUGUGGAGGUGAUCUUCAUGCUGCGGAGGCAGGUGGGGUUCUACCUGAUGGGUGUGUACGCGCCCACGCUUCUCAUUGUGGUCCUGUCAUGGCUCUCCUUCUGGAUCAACCCCGAUGCCAGCGCUGCCAGGGUGCCCCUAGGGAUCCUGUCAGUGCUAUCUCUGUCCUCAGAGUCCAUGUCUUUGGCCUCGGAGCUUCCAAAGGUCUCCUACGUUAAAGCCAUAGACGUCUGGCUCAUCACCUGCCUGCUUUUUGGCUUCUCCUCAUUAGUGGAGUAUGCUGUAGUGCAGGUGAUGUUGAACAGUCCCAAACGCAUUGAGGAGGAGAAGUCCAAGAUGGCGACCAAGGAGAAAGCCCUGAGAGAGAAGGAGGGCAAAAAGACGCCCUCCAAGACCCCCAACACAGUCAACGGCACGGGAGGAACUCCCAUCCAUGUCAGCACUCUGCAGGUUGUGGAGACCAGGUGUAAGAAGGUGUGUACAUCUAAGUCAGAUCUGCGCUCCAGUGACUUCAGCAUCGUAGGCUCUCUCCCCAGGGACUUUGAGCUGUCCAACUUCGACUGCUACGGCAAGCCCAUCGAGGUCAGCGGCGCUCUCAAAUCACAGGCCAAGAACAACAAGAAGCCAGCACCCCCCAAGCCUGUCAUCCCUGCUGCAGCCAAACGCAUUGACCUGUAUGCACGUGCACUGUUCCCCUUCACAUUUCUGUUCUUCAACGUAAUUUACUGGUUUGUGUACUUGUACUCUGGCCCCUAAGUGCAAAAUCAUUGAGAUGGUGAUACAAGCAUGACAUUUUCCAUGUGGUUCACCUUUAGGCUACUUAAUAGGAAAUUCAAGUUAGCCAGACAAAAUUUGAAUAUGGCUGCCAUUUUUCAAGAUGGACACCGAAUGAUAGCUAGUGAAAGCAAUUCUCAACGUACAAUAAAAGGAAAACCAUUUAAAAACUCCGCGAUUCAAUUCCCACUUAGGGUCAAUUCCUAUGUUUUGAAACAUGGAUAUUCUAUUUUUGCACCAUCCGUGUUUUGUAGGAUGGAAUAAUUCAUAAUUUUUGAAAGGUUCAGAACAUUUUAUGUCUCAGUGGCCUAAUAGAAAGCAUUCUUUUGAAACAUUUGAUUUUGUAUCGUUAAACAUGAGUAUACAGCUUUGAUGUACCUCCUCAAAGUUGCUUCAGUACCUUCAUCUAACCAGACAGGGACAUUUUUUGCACUCACACUGUAUCCAUCCUGAUCUGUACUAUAUUGGUGGACAUUUAGGAUCUUCCUUUUCCUCCAGUUGACAAAGACAGCACUUGUUCAAUCUAUUUUCCCCUUGGACAAAGAUUCUCAAAUGUCAGCCAUAUUCAAGAAGAAAAAAAAUGAUAUACAAUUAAAGGCAGAAGGUUUAACCUUUUCCUAUCUUAAUUGUACACACUUUCUUGUAUGGUUAUUUUUAUAUCAACUAACCCCUUGAUGAGUUCCUGUGCAAUAUUUGGUGCUUGUAUCACAAAGUGAAUGACUCCACCAAACUUUGUACUUAGCUGCCCCCCCCACUACUGUGAGGGGUGGGGGGAAGGUGGAGUAGAGAAACUGGGGAUGUGGAGAAUGUGUGCGGUGAGGU
This is a messenger RNA of Hypomesus transpacificus, 3464 nucleotides long. RefSeq names its product glycine receptor, beta a (gene glrba). NCBI's taxonomy places the organism in Eukaryota, Metazoa, Chordata, Actinopteri, Osmeriformes, Osmeridae. The record is from RefSeq and is a predicted model, not a curated record. Gene Ontology annotation, molecular function: transmembrane signaling receptor activity; extracellularly glycine-gated chloride channel activity; neurotransmitter receptor activity. The transcript is spliced from 11 exons. The coding region runs from base 1128 to 2624 and encodes 498 amino acids. Gene Ontology annotation, biological process: nervous system process; regulation of membrane potential; signal transduction. Gene Ontology annotation, cellular component: neuron projection; postsynaptic membrane; synapse.